AUGUCAAUCGAUUCAGCUGUUGAUGACGACCGGCUCCUGGAAGAGCAAGAAAGGUACGAUGCUGACCCUGUUUUGUUGACGAAAGAGUCCUUGGACUAUCACCACCGGGCCAUAGCCUCCAUUGCUCCAAUCCUUGAAGAUUUCACUCCUGUGCUAUCCAAAUCUGAAAUUGUGUCUCCUUCUCAGGAUGCCUUGUCGAGAACAGUGUCGAACGUUAGUGCACUAAGCAUCAGUCAUCACCAACCUUCGGUGGCGUUAUCUUCUAGUGGUAGUAAUAACAACUCACCAAGUGAUACAAUUGUCAUAGAGGACAGCAAGAAGGAACCUGAAAUACAGGAUAGCGAGUUAUCACAGUCUGACAAGAGCAAAUCGAGUGAAGUUUCCGGCCUGUCCAUCAAUGCCAGUGCAUCCAACGCGAAUGCUGCUGCAAACCCUGUUGUCACCUCUGGUGAGGCGUCACCACGUCCGAUCUCUUCCUCUGACUCUUUCAACUCCAUCCUGAAAUCUAGAACAUUAUCCACCUCAUCCACAACUGAUUCUCCUUCAAGUCCGAAGUUGAAACUCCCUCGCAUUGGUACUAUUGGAGUAUGUGCAAUGGAUAACAAGGUGUUAUCUAAACCAUGUCGACAAAUCUUACAGAGGCUCAUUGCAAACGAUGAAUUUGACACCGUCAUUUUCGGCGACAAAGUCAUCCUUGAUGAGGCCGUUGAAAACUGGCCAACUUGCGAUUUCUUGAUGUCAUUUUUCAGUACUGGUUUCCCGCUAGAAAAAGCUAUUGCUUAUGCAAAACUGAGAAAGCCAUACUGCUUGAAUGAUUUGAUAAUGCAGAAGGCUUUAUGGGAUAGAAGAUUGUGUUUAGAGAUCCUGAAGGCUGCUAAAGUUCCUUCUCCUUAUAGACUGGUCAUUUCAAGAGAUGGUGGUCCACAAGUUGACGACGAUUUGAGAGCUAAAUUGGAGGCAAUAGGCAUCGAUUGUAGCGAAGUGGAUGAACCAGAUUGGAAGAUGGUGGAUGACGACACUCUGAUGGUGGACGGUCAAAUUAUCAAAAAACCUUUUGUCGAAAAGCCUGUCGAUGGAGAAGACCACAAUGUCAACAUUUAUUACUCCAAAAAGAAUGGUGGCGGUGGUAGAAGACUAUUCAGAAAAAUUGGAAAUAAAUCCAGUGAAUUUGAUCCGCAGCUGAAUGAGAUCAGGACCAACGGUUCGUACAUUUAUGAAGAAUUCAUCGAUACUGAUAAUUUUGAAGAUGUCAAGGCUUAUACUGUAGGUGUGGGCUAUUGUCAUGCAGAAACCAGGAAAUCUCCGGUGGUGGAUGGUAUAGUGAGAAGAAAUACUCAGGGGAAAGAGGUCAGAUAUCCAACGGAACUUUCGGAAGAGGAAGUUCGAAUGGCUCAACGGGUUUGUGAAUAUUUCCAGCAAACUAUUUGUGGAUUUGAUUUGUUAAGAACAAAUGGCAAAAGUUUUGUUAUUGAUGUCAAUGGUUUUUCAUUUGUUAAAGAUAACAAAGAGUAUUAUGAUACUUGUGCUUCGAUUUUGAGAACUAAAUUUUUGGAAGCAAAGACUCUGAGAGAGCAAAGUAAAGUGCCUAAUCCAAUAUUGGAGAAGAAACAGAAAUGGAUCUUCAAGGGUUUUGUUUCUGUUAUCAGACAUGCAGAUAGAACACCAAAACAAAAAUUUAAGUAUUCGUUCAGGUCCCCUAUUUUCAUCUCACUCAUGAAGGGAUAUAAAGAGGAAAUUAUUAUUAGGGAAGUCAGGGACUUAAAUGUUGUUUUGCAAACCAUCAAAGUUGCUCGUGAGAAGAAAUUAGAAGAUGAGAAAAAGUUAAAACAAUUGGAAGGUGCAUUAGAGAAAAAAAUGACGUUUCCUGGUACCAAGAUUCAAUUGAAGCCUGCGCUGAAUAAAGAAACAGAUGAAAUUGAAAAGGUUCAGUUGAUUUUAAAAUGGGGUGGGGAGCCAACCCAUUCAGCUCGUUACCAAGCAACAGAUGUGGGUGAGCAAUUUCGUCAAGAUAUACAGUUGCUAAAUAAAGCGGCAUUAGAUGAUGUGAGAGUUUUCACAUCCUCAGAAAGAAGAGUCGUUGCUUCAGCGCAAUUGUUCUCCAAAUCAUUCUUGGCAGAAGAAGAACUACCUGAUGAUUUCCUGAAAGUGAGGAAAGAUUUAUUGGAUGAUUCGAAUGCUGCCAAAGAUCUAAUGGAUAAGGUUAAGAAGAAGUUGAAGCCAUUGUUGAGACAGGGUAAAGAAGCACCACCCCAAUUUGCAUGGCCUCCAAAGAUGCCUGAGCCAUUUGUUGUUAUCAAAAGAGUGGUUGAAUUAAUGAAUUAUCAUCAUAAAAUGAUGGAGCUGAACUUCAAAACUCAGGAUGUUGAGAAAUUCCAGGCUGACUGGUGCUGUGGUGAGGACCCGUUCCUGUUCAAGGAAAGAUGGGACAAAUUGUUUGAAGAGUUCGUUUCUGUUGAAAAGGUACAUCCUUCAAAGAUCAGUGAAUUAUAUGAUACUAUGAAGUAUGAUGCAUUACAUAACCGUGCCUUCUUACAAAAAAUUUUCGUCAGAAAUGAUGAUUUUGGUAACUUAGAGGAAGACCAAUCCUAUUUAAGUGAAUUAUCCGGCUCAUUGGUCAAACAGUACCCAAUCAAUAUAUUGGCUAUGAAUGAUUUUAAAGUUAACGACUCAGCGUUGGAUGCCACUUCCACUUCAUCUGCUGAGGCAAGUAGUAAUCCUGCUGGAUCCAUCGGAUGGGUUUUAUCGUCAUCAUAUAAGCCUGCACACAAAUCACAAACACAACGAAAAGACUCCCCAUUUGAUGACCCUAAAUACAACUUAUUACGUGAGCUGUAUAGACUCGCCAAAGUGUUGUUUGAUUUUAUUUGUCCACAAGAGUAUGGUAUCGAUGACAACGAAAAGCUGGACAUUGGAUUGUUGACAUCGUUGCCUUUAGCUAAGCAAAUACUGAGUGAUAUUACAGAGAUCAAAGAAACCAACAGAGCAGGAACGAGGGUUUAUUUUACUAAGGAAUCGCAUAUCUACACGUUAUUGAAUAUCUUGUAUGAAUCAAAUGUUCCAAUGAAGAUUGCACGUAAUGCAUUGCCUGAAUUGGAUUAUUUGUCUCAAAUUGUCUUUGAGCUUUACGAGAGUGAAAAUACAAGUGGCAGCAAAAAGCAUUCAAUCAGGUUGUCAUUAAGUCCAGGUUGCCAUACUCAAGAUCCGUUAGACGUGGAAUUGGAUGACAAGCACUACAUCUCAUGUAUCAGAAGAAUUAACCUUACAAGACACUUGGACAUGGAUUUGGUACAGCAGAAACUGAAGAGUAGGUUUAGUAGGGUUUCCUUGCCAAAGAAAUUUACGCCGGUCAAUAUUUCAAGUCCAUUAUCGGAAGGUAAACCGUGA
Pichia membranifaciens NRRL Y-2026 is the source of this 3384-nucleotide messenger RNA. RefSeq lists its product as hypothetical. Gene Ontology annotation, biological process: inositol phosphate biosynthetic process; inositol metabolic process. Gene Ontology annotation, cellular component: cytosol. Gene Ontology annotation, molecular function: diphosphoinositol pentakisphosphate kinase activity; 5-diphosphoinositol pentakisphosphate 1-kinase activity; inositol hexakisphosphate kinase activity. Lineage: Eukaryota; Fungi; Ascomycota; Pichiomycetes; Pichiales; Pichiaceae. The transcript has a single exon. The record is from RefSeq and is a predicted model, not a curated record. The coding region runs from base 1 to 3384 and encodes 1127 amino acids.